UUUUGUUUACGUUUGGCGUGUGACCGCUGAUGUGUGUGUAUGUGUGCACGUAUGUGUCUGUAUGUGUUUCAGUGUGUAUAAGAGUGGCGGAAAGAGCGAAAAGAAUACAUACACAUAUAUAAAAACAUACCAUGUGAGAGAAAGAGAGAUAGAGAUACAGAAUGUGAGAGUGAGAAACUGAAAGACAAAACAUAGUGAGAUACAGAGGAGUGGGAGAGAAAAGGAACAAGAAAAAUAUAAUUAUGAAAGAGAGAGGGAAGGAGUGCGUGCGGCAGGGAAGGAAAGAAAGUAGAAAAAGAAAGACAGAUCUCAUAAAGACACAUGAAAAGUAAAAAAAAAAGGAAACAAAAUGUGAACAAGCGCCAAGGGAACUAAAAAGAGGAAGACAAAAGAAGGAAGACAUUGUAAGACAACAAUAACAUUUACAAAAAGGGGUUGAUUAAAAAAAUACGAGAAAGAACGAAGGACAGUUGUGUAAUUCAGAGCGACUGUCCCGUGAAAAGAUGGGGCCAGCCUGGAAGGUGAACACUAACUCUCCUUUGUCACAGGCCAGACCCACCGAAGACUUAUUCUGAGCCACCAGCAGUUCGGACCCGACUGGAAAUGUGCCUAUUUUUAAAGGAAUCCUGAAGAUCCUACAUUCUGUCAUCCAAGUUACACUAUGGAUGUCACUCAACCAGUUUUACUGAUUCAAUUCACAAUGGAUGUCAGCUACUGUUGGACCUUAUUAUGCUCCAGUACCAAGCAAAUCUGAUUGAAUGUAUUUUUGUUCCCUUAGCUUCUUCUUCCUCAAAAGAAAAAUGACUGAUAGUCCUGUCAGUAGAUGAUUUGACUAACAGCUCAGUGUACACACACACACACAUAUAUAUGUGUAUGUGUAUAUAUAUAUAUAUGUAUAUAUAUGCACACAUGCACUUGGAAAUGUUACAAUGCAUAAAUGAAACAGAGAGUACUCAAUACAUGACAUAGAGUAUAUUGUUUAUUUAAAUUGAAUUGAGGGGUUUUUUUUUGCUACUCAAGUUUCAAGUCACUAUGACUAUGUAAAAUUAGAUGAAUGUACUACCAAUUAAUUUGUGAAAGAUGAAAUCAAAAUUGUCUCUGAUUGUAUUUGAACCCUGAUCUGUAUGACUGCAAUUCUACUGCAGUGCUAAUGCUACUUCUGCUUCACAAAUUCCAUUACUUGCAUUUUGAAAUUCUAUUGAAAACCAACUCUCUACUGACUAUAGCACCUUCAGAACUACUUUGAUUGGUAUACAUAUCAAUAUAUAUAUAUAUAUGUGUGUGUAUGUAUAGAGGUAUAUUCUCAGAAAAAGUCAAAAUAUAACCCACUCUACAUAUUAAUUUAUAUAACGGAGAGAAUGUACAGAAUUAAAGAAUGGUAUUAUUACCAGUGUAUUAAAGUUCCAAAAACAACCAUAAAAAACUUAUACAUAUAGAAUUUAGAUUGAGAUUGAAAAACUGUAUAAACACGCUAUAUAUAAACAUAUACACCUCAAGAAAUAGCUUCUCUCAUAUUUAGUUGAUUGUGUAAGCAGAAAUUUCUUAUAAAUCAUUUUGUCAUCAUUGUCAUUGUUCAAAGGAAUUUGAUUUUGAGGUGUUCUGACCCUUGCCAAUAACUACAUGAUAGACAUUUGCAACUUCUCUAUCAAAGAGCUGAUUAUGUUCUUCACUUUGUCAUGACAGUAUCAUCUCUCCAAGACUACAUAACACAAAAAAAUUUAAUGGAGGAUACUUAACUAUAUUUGACUAAAAAUAAUUUAUAUUUUUUUAAUCAAAAUUUUGAGCUAGAAUUUUCAUAAUCAUCUUAGAGAUAUUUUUAUUCGUGAUUAUUCACAUAUUUCAUUAAAACAUUGUCUUCUUUAUUCUAUAAUAUACCAAAGAAAUAUCUUCCUAAAUUAGCUAAUUUCAUUUGAUGCCCAUUUAUUCAGAAUAUUUCAGAAAUACGUUUGACCAUAAACAGUGACAGAAUAUUUUGCCUUUUUCAAGUUUAACCCUUUUUCCCCCUCUGUUCCAACAAGUAUAAAUGAAAAGCUUAACUCUGUAAUAAGAUAUGGAAUAGGAAUUUUGUAUCUUUAGGGUCAUUGUUCUCAAAUGAUUCUAUCAGAUGGCAGGAAAUUUAGUCACAUCUCACUGAUUAAAUGUAAACCAGAUUUGGAACUGAGCUGAAUUUCAAACAAUAGUAUUUUGGUGACCUCCAGAUAUUCAACUUUAAGCUGUUUGUUUCUUAUUGAAACUCAUGAUUUUCUUGGAGGCUUUUGGUUUCAUAUAUUCUAUGUCACUCUGUAUGCUUUGAAUUAACAUGAAUGAGAAAGAGGAAGUUUAAAUCUUGCAGUCUUGUGGAUGUUAAUGGAAUGUUUUGGAAAGGAGUCAACUAACUUAUCCUACAGUACAAAUUUCUUCACUUGAAUGUUUUUCAAGUUCCUCCUAUUUGCUAUAUAUAUUGUGACAUUUUAAUUUAUCUUCAAUGUGACAGCAACAAAAUGAAGAUAUAUCAAUAAAUUGUCCAGAAACAAAAUAAGAAAGAUAAAAGAAGAAAUAUUCAACUAAAAAAAAUACUUGUUAAUUUUACAAGUAGCCAAAUCAGUGAAAAGAGUUUAUCUGAGGGUAUAAAAAUAUGGCUGAGAUGAAUUGUGUCAUGAUGAAUUCCCUGUAAGGCAAAGUUUUUUGACCGAUGUCAUUGACAUCUUCAGUAUUGGAACUAGUUUCCUUUGAGCUUAUAUAGGUUUCACCUGGUUUAUUUGAGUGAAGGAAAUUUCCAGUUGCAUCCUUUCAAUAACUAAAUUUAAUCAAUGGAGAUCUUGUGUGAAAUCAUAUUUGAAUAGCUUGAAGCUUUUCUUAAAUGUUCCAUCUUUAUUGAAUUUUCAUAACCAAAAGUAGAAAACAAAACCCUUUAAAUUUGAAGCUUUAAAAACAGAUCAAAAUAAACAUAAAAAAUCCUUAGUCAUACCCUUUCACUAUCAGCAUAACUUCCACCACAUUACCACCACCACCACCACCAUUAUUCUCAUAAAACUUGGGUUCUCAUUAUUGCUUGUAUAGACUAAACUGAAUGUAGUUGUGAAAUCAGAGGAAGAAAAUAUAUUGUUUAAACAUUCCUUAUAUGUAGCUGCUGAAUAUUCAUACAUGUAUCAUUACAUACAGCUUUCUACAUCACCAUCUCAAGAAACAACUCAUCAAGUCACAUCAUAAUAAACAUAUUAAUACUUCAUAAGUAACAUUUUGACCAGGAAUUUGUGGUCAUACUCAGGGAUUGAACUUCUUCACAUUACAUUUAUAACAACCUGUAGUUUUUCAUUUUAUUUUCGUCAUUAGUGCUAAGACCAUGCUGGGGCACUGCCUUCAUACCUAUUUUGUUAUAAACUCUCUCUGAAAUUGAGAUUAAAACACACAUACAUUAUCUCUUUCUCUUCAUAGUUUAGUCUAUUCUCAGACAAUAACUAUGUAUCCUUUCCCAAUAUAUGGGGUGCCUACCCAAAGAAAUUUCUGCAAUCGAACAUUUGCAUUGUCCCCGGCCAACUUAAAACAGGAUACUUCAAAACUGAUUCAUUCAAGUCCAACUAUGGUUUCCUCAGAAUCAGUCCUGUCAACUUCUCAAAACUGUAAAACAUCAGCUAUGAAAAUGAACACCAAGCUAAAUUCCAGCCAAGCACCAAAUCAGAUUGUGGGUGGACAAAGCAGUAAUAUGCCUUACACUCCACCUAAAUUAUUUAAAUGUAAUACGUGUGAAAAAGUAUUUGCGCAGAAAGUGAACCUCCAAAAUCACGAGAGGACUCAUACUGGUCAGAAACCCUAUGUGUGUCUUGUAUGCUUAAAGGCAUUUAGUCAACGUACAAACCUGCGCAAUCACGAACGUAUACACAGUGGGGAGAGGCCAUACAUUUGCUUGGUGUGUUCCAAAUCCUUCAGCCAGCGCACGAACUUACGUAAUCAUGAGCGAAUACACUCUGGCGAGAGGCCUUACAAAUGCUUAACGUGUUCAAAAGCGUUCAGCCAGCUGACCAAUCUUCGAAAUCACGAGAGAAUUCACACAGGGAUAAAACCUUAUACUUGCUCUGUAUGUCUGAAGUCCUUUGCCCAGCAGGCAGAACUCACUUGUCACGAAAGGGUACACACAGGCAUCAAGCCAUAUACGUGUUCCUACUGCCUUAAGGCAUUUAGCCAGUUGACAAAUUUACGCAAUCAUGAACGGGUUCACACCAAAGAGAAGCCUUUUCACUGUAUGAUGUGCCCAAAAGCAUUUAGCCAACGAACAGAUCUAAGAAACCAUUUACGCGUCCACACAAGAGAAAAACCAUUUGCAUGUACAGUUUGCCCUAAAGCAUUUGCCCAGCGAACAGAUUUGAAAAACCAUUUACGAACACAUUCGGGGGAAAAGCCUUAUGUGUGCUUGGUCUGUGGGAAAGCAUUUAGUCAAGUGACAAAUUUACGAAAUCACGAACGGAUUCACUCUGGGGAAAAACCAUUUGUAUGUUUAACUUGCGGGAAAGCUUUCUCACAGAGAAGCACUUUAAAGAAUCAUGAGCGAACCCAUGGUUUGAAAUUGUUGAAAGAACAGCAAUGUCAGAAUGAGGAUAAAAAAUCAAAUAUGAUAGAUUCUCUUCAGGAAGUCACUAGAAGUGAACAGUCUCCCACAAACAACCAAAAUGGUUACUGUUCUUCAAAAGCAAGCUCACAACAUCAUGAUAAAACUAAUACUACCACCACCAACAACAAUAAUAACAACACUAACAACAACAACAAUAGUGUUGCUGUGGAGAUGCCUACAGCACCAUCAAACAGUUCUGAUAAAAAUCCGUUGCUCUGCUGCAUUUGCAAAAAACAGUUUUCACAGAAGUCACAGUUCAAUAACCAUGUGUGUGUUCAGGGCUCAAUGGAUGAAGAAAUAUUUUUUCAGCAAGACCCACGGUCUAUGGCAAGCAAACAGCAGAAUACAAGCAUGUUUUCAAAAUGGAUGAAUGCAUGCAUACAACAACAGCAACAACUUCAGAAAGAGGCAUCUUCUGGUACAAGUUCUUUGCCAACAUCUUCUUGCAAUGAGAAUAGUAUCACAUCACCAAGUUCACAUCUUGAUUCAGGGCUUGACAGCUUAUGGCUCCUGCAUGGACCGGAUGCUAGCAAUGUUGGUGCUGCGAGUGAUCUACAUCGACAGAUGCAGAUGUCUUCAUCAGCUAUGAAGUUUCAACCAGCAGCCAUUCCUUCUCUGAUGGGUUCCACCUAUUUGCCGCCAAUGUCUCCAGGCUGGGGUAGUCACUAUGGUUGGUCAAGAGGCUUUCCCAUGGCAUCACCUAGAUGGGGUCCACUUACUAAAAACUGUUCAACAUCUGCAUCUCAAGAAUUGAAACAGAAUAAGCAGAAGGAACCUAAAUGUUGCCAAAAAGCUGCUUCGAAAAGCAUUUCUUCGAAACUUCGGCAAAACAGCAGUUCUUAGGUCUGACUGCAAGUUAUUAAACAUUACCUUUCCAGCUAGUGCAGAUGUAAUUAUGAAAGCCAAGUCAUUCAUGUUUGUGACACUGGAUAACCCCUCAGCAGUUGGCCACUUCCUUAAAAUUCUCAACGUCUACGAUGGAGAGAAAAACCAAUCUCCUUAUGUUAGAGUUUGAAAAUGUGAAUAAAUAGAAACCAUAGAGAUUGUUUCAUCACUUAUACAGAUUGCUCCACUCUAUCUUUUACAAGAAACACCAUCAAAGGAUCCCCAAUAUCAGACAUGUUGCAAAGAUUCUUUUUCAAAUUCAUACUUGAUUUUUUAAAUGAAUUUUUAGAAUGUGGUAAGAUAUCAACUCAUACGUGUGAAUGCAUUGCACACACACACACACACACGCAUGUUUGGCCUCAAAUGUGUGUAAAUAUAUGUGUGUGUAUAUAUACACAUACAAAGACAAUGUUAAUGUUUUACACUCACUCACAAUCACACAUAUGUAUAUAUAUAUUGUAUUUAUGUCUAAUGUAUAAGAUGUAUUUAUAUAAUUUAGAAAUUAUAAUUUCUUUUGACUAGGUAUAAGGUGCAGUAUAAUUUAGAAAUAAAGCUUAUAUAUAUAUAUGUAACUUAUGCCAGCGUGGAUAAUGGAUGU
Messenger RNA from Octopus sinensis (East Asian common octopus), 6068 nucleotides. Its product is annotated as zinc finger protein 2 homolog. Gene Ontology annotation, cellular component: transcription regulator complex; PcG protein complex. Gene Ontology annotation, molecular function: DNA-binding transcription factor activity, RNA polymerase II-specific; RNA polymerase II cis-regulatory region sequence-specific DNA binding. Gene Ontology annotation, biological process: regulation of transcription by RNA polymerase II. Lineage: Eukaryota; Metazoa; Mollusca; Cephalopoda; Octopoda; Octopodidae. The transcript is spliced from 2 exons. The coding region runs from base 3440 to 5428 and encodes 662 amino acids. The record is from RefSeq and is a predicted model, not a curated record.